Messenger RNA from Linum trigynum, 2697 nucleotides. The record is from the annotation of a GenBank genome assembly. NCBI's taxonomy places the organism in Eukaryota, Viridiplantae, Streptophyta, Magnoliopsida, Malpighiales, Linaceae.
AUUCUAGAUGGCCAUGCGAAUAUUCAAAAAUGGAUGCGCUUAAGGUCAUAAUCACCGACUAAAAACUUGCACGACCAUUUUUCCGCAUAAACAAGCAAAUCCUUUGUUGAUCUCUUCGUCAUCUCGACCACCUUUCCUUCUCCUAUAAAUUCCCACUGCCAUAACCCACUCUCUCUUCACCAUCAACCCAACCUAGCUAAACAAACUACUGCUUCUUCUUCUUCUUCUCAAUCAUCUUCUAAAGCAAAAAAAAUGGGAGUUACCACAGCAACCCACGAGUUCAAGUCCUCCAUCCCAGCCUCAAGGAUGUACAAGGCCAUCAUCCAAGACUCUCCCACCGUCUUCCCCAAGUUCAUGCCACAAUACAAGAGCGAGAUCGUCCACGGCGAUGGCGGCGUCGGCAGCAUCCUCCAGACUUGCUUCGCCGAUGAAGGGAACCAAGUGAAGGUUGUGAAGCACAGGGUGGAGGCCAAGGACCCGGCCAACUUCUACAGCAAGUACACCUUGAUCGAAGGCGGCGCGUUGAGCGACAACGUGGAGUCUGUGGUGAACGAGGUGAAGAUUGAGCCGGCCGGCGAUGGGUGCGUCGUCAAGGCGAUCAACCAUUACCAUACCAAGGGAGAGGCUGACAAGGCUUUCAUUGAGAGCAUUGGACAGCAAACUCUGGGCGUAUACAAGGCUGUUCAGGACUACCUCUUGGCCAACCCCACCGUCUGCGCUUAAUCGAGUCAUUCUGAUCAACUGGUCAAGUUUCGUGUGGAGUGAUUAAGCAACUACUUAAUCCAUAAUAAACAAAAUAAUAAGAAUAUGGAGGUGUAUACCAUAUGUUGAGGAAGUAGUUGCAAGUGUGGUUGUUUAAUUUUGUGGUCAUAAUUGUGGAGUGUGUGGUUAUUUGUUACUCUAAUCGUAGUGCUUGGUUGUGCUUUUCGUGUAAUAAAGUGUUGGUUUCAUUCGUCUUUCAUGUACUCAAGGUGAAGAGUUUUGAAUGAUCAAUAUAUAAACGGUUUGACUAUAUGGUUUAUCUAGUUAUUCAACUAAAAGGAGAUAAUAUUUUGCAUUAAGAGAACUUUACGUCGGUUUUUAAUCAUAAGUUUCUAUUAACUUGAGAUUGACGUGAUAGCAAUGAGAAAACAAAUAUCUAAAACAUUUAGUGUUCCAUCCUUAACUUAUAUAUAUAGUCGUUGAUAAAAAUUAAUAUGCCUAGAAUUCAUGGCGGACCUAAUUCAAGCGAUUAAAAAUUCCGACAAUAAACUGCCAAACGGAAAAAAAUGCAGUCAAUAUACAAAGUCGGCUUUGAACCAUCGAUUCAUUGGCUAGUUUAAAUUUCAAGUCGUUUAGGUAUAUUUUCCAAGACAAUGCAAAUUAAAUCACUUUCUGGACGACACAAUGAGAAGUUUCUAGGAUAAGAAAAUGUUAAUUUAAAUUGACUAUUAUGACCUCUUAUUUACCGUCCCUGAUUUUCAGAAGGUGAAGUUCUCGUAGCCGAAGGGGAGAGAGGUUGGUUUCGAGAUCUUGGAUCGGGAUACACUUUAGUUUUGGUAUAGAAUUUGAGGAAUUAUAAGAAAUAAUAUGGUAAAAAUGGAUUUGCAUGCUAACCUCAUUAUUAUCAUGCAUGUCACGUAUUUAUCAAUCAAUUACAAGUUAUCUUAAUUCUUAAAUAUAGAUGAGGAGGCAUCUAUGAUAUAUGUCAAGUUUCGGGUGCAUAUAUAGAAUACAUAAUUAUCAUUUAUAAAUGGUGAUGAAAUCAUUUGUAAGAAUUAAAAAAUAGUCCAUUAAUGGUACAAAUGGAUGUUUACAAUUAAGAAAUUAAUUUUAUAUAUUUUAAAAUAUUUACACCACUUGUAAUGCUUAUAUGGUGCAUCAUAGACAUGCUCAUAUAAGCAUGCAUUCUAAUGUAUAUAAUACGCUAUAAAUUUUCACAUAAAUUAAAAUAAAUCUCUAUCUCUCCAACACAAAUCUCUAAUGGUCUUGGAUUUCACCGUCUUAAUCACUUGAUUUGCUAAAAUGGGAAAAGGUCCGUCGAACUUAGAUCAUUAGAUAUUUAAAAUAUUAAUGUUGAAAAUGACCACCAAUCUAGAAUCCUUGGACUAACUCGAAAUCCAAGACCAAUAAUAUAUAUGAGUAUUAAAUAUUUGGACCGACCCGUCUAACUAGAUAUGUUUUUGUGUAUUCGCAUGGCAAAGUAGAAAUGUGAGAUUAAUUACUUGCUUGUACGUAGUUCAAACAGGUCACGUGCAUGUACUUGCAGAAAUUCCACCUUUGCCGCAGACGGAUUGCUUGUUUGAGCAGAUCGGAUAACAAAAAUCGAGGUGUCAAAAUGAGAGACUUGGAUCGUAUAUAAUUGAAUCGACAAAAGUACGUUAUUUAUGAAAAUAAUAAUUUAAUGAGCCACAUUCAACGUGUGGAGCGAUAUAAUCAAUAAAUAAACUAAACACCAAUCAGGUUGACUUUUGAAAUCAUAUAUUUGAACUCAUAUUUACAUAUUAACGGCAUUCAAUUAAAAAAAGAUGGCCCCUGAGAAAGGAAAUUGAGUAUACACAUAUAGCAUUUUACCUAGCCAGGCUAGUAAUUGCCAAUUGGUCCAAACAGCUGUCAGUCAAUAUUGAUGUCACAUUGACCUUUGGAGCUAGUCCAGGAAUUCUAGAUGGUGCUAAAGAUGAUCAAUGUAGUCGUUUUCAACAAAGGGAUGCCGCUCAA